AUGUGUCAAAAUGGGCGAUGUCUUCAUCUGCAAGGCACCGUCGAUUUUGAGAAAAUUGGAGGGUUUUUGGAAAAAGGGGCAAUAGAUGGAUAUUGGUGUGCUAUCGCUGGUAUAGGUGGAGGUUGGGUUGGACUUGCGCUUUACACCACAUCAAGUUGGGGAAAGAAAUUACAAUCUUUUAGGGUUGCAAAGCAGGUCUAG
Messenger RNA from Sclerotinia borealis F-4128, 201 nucleotides. The record is from the annotation of a GenBank genome assembly. Lineage: Eukaryota; Fungi; Ascomycota; Leotiomycetes; Helotiales; Sclerotiniaceae.